Messenger RNA from Lolium perenne, 1009 nucleotides. RefSeq lists its product as uncharacterized. The record is from RefSeq and is a predicted model, not a curated record. Lineage: Eukaryota; Viridiplantae; Streptophyta; Magnoliopsida; Poales; Poaceae.
CUUUGGCUCGGCGCGCAGCAUAUAUCUCUCUGCCCGCCAGCACCGUGCUAAGCUUUUCCCUUGGCCAUCUAUCUAUCUACUCCUUGGCCACGACGCAACACCCUACCGCAGAUCGUCAUCACAGGUUAAGGGAGAAGAGAAGAGCAGAGCAGACGACCAAUGGCGAUGGAACCGCUGCCGCUGGGGUUUGGAGACUUCUCAAUCACCAUGGACGCGUCUCUCGCCUCCCUUUGGCCGCCGCCUCCGCCGCAGGAUCUCCAUUCUCACCAGAGCGUGGAGGAGGUCAAGCAGAGGCUAGCCGCAGCGACGGCGGAGCUGCAGGCGGCUAGGGAGGAGGAGCGCCACAAGGAGCAGGACAUGAAAGCGCUGGCGGAGCUCAUCCGCCACACCGCCCAGGAGCGCGACCUGCUCCGAGAGCAGCACCAGCUACUCCUCGCCCGCGAGCUGGAAGCGGUGAUGUCAAGCAGCAGCGACUCAGGCCGGAGCCCUCUGGCGUCCUCAUCCCCGGCGGCCUUGUUCGUGCCAUCCAUGGUGCCUCAAGCUGCAGCCAUCAACGAGCAUCCAAGCGCUGCAGCACCGGCGCAGCUGGCGACCAAGAUGCCGGUUGCCCUCGGUAAUUCCCACUCAGCCCAGCCAUCCUCUGUGGGUCACGCUGCGGCCAUGGUGAAUAGGAGAGGUGCAGUGGCGGCGCAGCUUGACCUGCUGGCGGCCAAGAGGCCACUGCCGCCGAGGGGUCGCCUUGUGCAAGCGGUGAUGGAGGCUGGGCCUCUGCUGCAGAACCUGAUGGUGGCAGGGCCGCUGCCGAGGUGGCGCAACCCACCACAGGCACAAGCGCUGACCAACGCCAUGAUAUCGGCACCCUCAGGCUCUGGAGCUUCCAUGGGUUUGCCAUGGUCGACCCAUUAGUUUCUCACAUCCGUCUUCAACUUUUUGUUGUUGCGCAUGCUAUUGUAAGGUUACAUUCUCUACCGAUGAUGCUAUUAUUUUAAACUGGUGUGCUUUCAGACUA